Molecule: messenger RNA, 2385 nt
Organism: Benincasa hispida (wax gourd)
Lineage: Eukaryota; Viridiplantae; Streptophyta; Magnoliopsida; Cucurbitales; Cucurbitaceae
Product: Pentatricopeptide repeat (PPR-like) superfamily protein
Biological process (GO): RNA modification
Molecular function (GO): protein binding; RNA binding
Source: RefSeq, a predicted model, not a curated record
CUUACCAUCAUAUUUUCUAUUAAUUAAAUCGAAAUAUCGGAUCAAAAUGAACAUAAGUAGUGGACAUCAAGUAUGUAUGAGUGCAGUUUUCAGAAAGAAAAAAAAAAUGGAAUGGCAUAUUAAACCCAGCAACCGGAAAAAACUGCUAAAAGCCAUUCCUCUUCUCUAAUGAGGCUCUUCUUCAAACGCCAUUGGAGUAGUUUUACCUCUCAAAAUCUCAAAAAUUCUAGUCACCCAUUAAACAAACAGUCUCAAAUCCUCCAAUUUUGUAGGUCCGGCUUACUCCACGACGCGCUACACAUCCUAAACUCCAUUGAUUUGUUCAAUUCUAUCACCAACAAACCAAUUGUCUACGCUUCUCUCUUACAAACCUGCACCAAGGUUGCUUCCUUCAGCCAUGGCUGUCAAAUUCACGCCCAGGUUGUUAAAUCUGGCCUCGAGACUGACCGCUUUGUUGGGAAUAGCUUACUUUCUCUUUACUUUAAAUUGGGUUCAGAUCUUCUGCUGACUCGAAGAGUAUUUGAUGGUCUUUUUGUCAAGGAUGUAGUGUCUUGGACAUCCAUGAUUACGGGCUACGUUCGAGAAGGUAAAUCUGGAAAUGCAAUUGAAUUGUUUUGGGAUAUGUUGGAUUGGGGAAUUCAGCCGAAUAGUUUUACUUUAUCUGCUGUGAUCAAGGCCUGCUCGGAGAUUGGGAAUUUGGUACUUGGGAAAUGCUUUCAUGGGGUUGUAAUAAGGCAUGGAUUUGAUUCAAAUCAUGUCAUUGUGAGUUCUUUGAUUGACAUGUACGGGAGAAACUAUGUGUCAAGUGAUGCACGCCAACUGUUUGAUGAAUUGCUUGAACCAGAUGCAAUAUGUUGGACAUCGGUGAUUUCAGCAUUUACAAGGAAUGAUUUGUAUGAGGAAGCAUUGGGGUUCUUUUACUUUAUGCAAAGAGCUUACAGGUUGUCUCCUGAUGGUUAUACAUUUGGAACUGUAUUGACUGCAUGUGGAAACUUGGGGAGGUUGAGGCAAGGUGAAGAGGUCCAUGCUAAGGUGAUUGCAUAUGGGCUUGGUGGGAAUGUGGUGGUUGAGAGUAGUUUGGUGGAUAUGUAUGGAAAAUGUGGAGCAGUUGAGAAGUCUCGACGCGUAUUCGAUAGGAUGUCGAAGAGGAAUUCGGUUUCAUGGUCUGCUUUGCUUGGAGUUUAUUGCCAAAAUGGUGACUUUGAAAAGGUUGUAAAUCUAUUCAGGGAGAUGAAGGAGGUUGACCUCUACAGUUUUGGGACGGUUAUUCGUGCGUGUGCCGGAUUGGCAGCUGUAACGCAAGGGAAGGAGGUUCACUGUCAGUAUGUAAGAAAGGGUGGAUGGAGAGAUGUCAUUGUAGAAUCAGCUUUGGUCGACUUAUAUGCAAAAUGUGGUUGUAUUGAUUUUGCGUAUAGAAUCUUUGAGCAGAUGCCAACAAGAAACUUGAUCACAUGGAAUUCAAUGAUUGGAGGUCUUGCUCAGAAUGGAAGAGGUGGAAUUGCUAUUCAAAUCUUUGAAGAGAUGAUUAAGGAAGGGAUCAAGCCUGAUUAUAUCAGUUUUAUUGGUGUCCUUUUUGCUUGUAGUCAUACAGGUUUGGUCGAUCAAGGGCGACAUUACUUUGCUCUAAUGACUGGGGAAUAUGGAAUUAAACCAGGAGUUGAGCAUUAUAAUUGCAUGGUUGAUCUUCUAGGCCGUGCCGGGCUGCUAGAAGAAGCUGAAAACUUGAUAGAAAAUGCAGACUGUAGAAAUAAUUCGUCUCUUUGGCAGGUUCUUCUAGGAGCUUGCACUACAUGUACAAACUCUGCUACUGCAGAACGUAUAGCCAAGAAGAUGAUGGAGCUUGAGCCUCAACACCAUUUAAGUUAUGUUCUGUUGGCUAAUGUGUACAGAGCAGUAGGGCGAUGGGAUGACGCUUUAAAGAUUCGAAAUUUAAUGAAAAACCGACAGGUGAAGAAGAUGCCGGGUCAGAGCUGGAUGUAGAGAGGCAAAACAUCAAGGUUAUGAGCUUCAUAUCGUAACCCAAAUUCAAGAUUGAUGAUGGCUUGGCAUUGAUUAUCAAAAUAUCAGGUCAGUCUAUUGUCUUUUUGAUCUUCCAAGAUGAAGAACUACAGCCAUGAGAAGGCACUGAACAUGUCAAUGAUCUACCAACCUGGUUAAAAAGGUCAUUUAGAGAGUGUUCGUGAAUUUUCCAUGGAGAUAUUCCGUUAGUUAGACUGGAGAUGAAGUGAUUAACUUGCCGGGCAUGAACAUCAUGAAAUUGAGUAUUUUAUUUUGAUUUUUUUUUUCUUUUUUCCCCUCUGGAAAAGCUAACUUAUUUAUUUGCUACAUGUGUUUCUUACCGAUGUUUACAUCUCUAUUCCAAUAGAAAUAAAUUGCCUUCACAUA